Molecule: messenger RNA, 1244 nt
Organism: Colletotrichum scovillei
Lineage: Eukaryota; Fungi; Ascomycota; Sordariomycetes; Glomerellales; Glomerellaceae
Exons: 2
Coding region: 149-778 (209 amino acids)
Biological process (GO): mRNA splicing, via spliceosome
Cellular component (GO): spliceosomal complex; U2AF complex
Molecular function (GO): pre-mRNA 3'-splice site binding; metal ion binding
Source: RefSeq, a predicted model, not a curated record
UCCGCAGCUCCAUCAAAAAACGCGGCCGCCACAAAGAUAAUCGAACUCUUCCCUCCCAACGAAGAAUCAAGCAACUCGAAUCACCGCACAAAGAGGCACAUCUCAAAACCACACGACACACCCAUUAUCUCGAAACACCGACGACAACAUGGCCAACUUCCUCGCCUCCAUCUUCGGCACGGAGCUCGACAAGGUCAACUGCUCCUUCUACUUCAAAAUCGGCGCCUGCCGCCACGGCGACCGCUGCUCGAGAAAACACGUCAAGCCCAGCUACUCGCAGACCAUCCUCAUGCCCAACCUCUACCAGAACCCGGCCUACGACCCAAAGAACCGCAUGAACCCGUCCCAGCUGCAGAACCACUUUGACGCCUUUUACGAGGAUAUCUGGUGCGAGCUCUGCAAGUACGGCGAGCUCGAGGAGCUCGUGGUGUGCGACAACAACAAUGAUCACCUCAUAGGAAACGUCUACGCCCGCUUCAAAUACGAAGACUCUGCCCAAAAGGCAUGCGACGACCUCAACUCGCGGUGGUACGCCGCCCGCCCCAUAUACUGCGAGCUCUCCCCCGUCACCGACUUCCGCGAGGCCUGCUGCCGCCUCAACUCGGGCGAGGGCUGCGUCCGCGGCGGCUUCUGCAACUUCAUCCACCGCAAGAACCCCUCCGAGGACCUCGACCGCGACCUCACCCUCAGCACCAAGAAGUGGCUCAAGGACCGCGGCCGCGACGAGAGGAGCCCGUCACGCUCGCCUACCCCCGAACCCACGCGCCGUCGGUACUAAAGAGAGCAAAAGAGGGACGGUCAUUUGGUUUCAGGGGAACACAACGAUUGGAAGCUGUUUGUUUGAAGCGUAUCGUUGUCGCAUUAGGCGGAACAGAGCGCGACGGUGCCAAGCGAUAAAGGAUGCGGACGAUGAUCAAACUCUGGCAUUGAAGCUCGGCUCAGCAAAACAAAGCAGGCUGUUUGGAGAUUAUCGGGGGCCGGGGCGCCGGGCAAUGGCGUGGUUUAUCACGACGGGUCUAAUCAGCACGAGGAGAGAGAGAAAGUGGAAGGCGAAACCCCCAGAAAUUGAGAAUUUGAUACCCAUUCCCCGUACCUGUCUCUACGGGGUGGGUUGGAAGACCAAACAAAAAAGAGGGUGAGGGCGGCGUUUAUGGCGUUUCCGGGAUGGGUCGGGGUACUAUGGGAGAAACUCUUGAAAGGGCAGAGCACCAUGUAACAAAACAUGUGAGAUUAAGUAGUGCCUC